AUGGAAGACGCAGGUACGAGAAGUAAUUCCGAGCUGACGGCGACGGCGGCAGCGACAGCGACGACAAACAUGGGCACGACUGCGACUGCGACUGCGAUCGCACCAGCGCCGGGCUCCAUCGCCCCUGCCGCUUCAGCUCCCGCCUAUUUCUCUCGAUACCGAUCACGUCGCCACCAGAAUAAGAAUGCCAAUUCCAAUACCAGUUCCAGCGCCAACACCAAUGCCAACGCCAAUGCCAACGCCAACAUCCAUGCCAAUGCCGCUCCAUCUCAUUUCAGCGAUGCCCAGAGUCCAACUCUGACCCACGGCCCCAUGCAUGCAAUGGUUCCACAAGCACAAGCACAAGCACAAACACGAGCACAAACGCAAGAAAUCGUCCCGUCUUCAGACUCUUCUGUGCCCGUCUCCUCCACCGCCGCCUCUUCUUAUUCUUCGCCCACCGCCGCCAACGCCGACCCUAGCGCCGCCCACACCGACACCGCUCGCAUCACUCCCAGCUUGCAAAAGGCGCCAUCGCGAUACAGACGGCGGUCAGCCAGCUUCGCGGGCACGGAUUCCAGCGGAGAAACCAGCGUCGUCGACACGUCCAGUAAUAUUAAUCCCAACCACCUGAAGCCAAGGCCAAGGCAUGCCGAUGCGCUGGGGUCAGGAUCGGCACCAUCGACGCGAGAUCCAUCCCACGCAGGAGAACCACUACUCCCGCCCCCUGUUCCACCACUGCCUUUCCCAGCGUCAGCGUCGUCAGCUUUAUUACCCCUUGGUCCGCGAUCCGCCAAUUUAAACUCCUUCGUCACGCGAUCUGCAGAACCUCUCUAUUACAGAAAUGGAAACGAAAACAUUGUCGCAAAAAAUCAUCACCACUUUUAUGAGAUUGACCCCAGCAAUCACGACGACCACGAUAACGACAACGACAACGACGACAACGAGGAGCUAAAGAGGACUCUAACCGUGCGCACUAGAGAUUCGGGCAAGUCCUUUCGCGAACGGACGACGGAAACCAUCCGCUCCAAUUAUCCCUCCCAGAGCACGAGCACGAGCACGAGCAAGCCAGCCACCGUCGCUGUCGCCGACAACAAGAUGACCACCUCGACCACGCGCUGGGUCGAUGCUCCCACGAGCUUUGGCGGAUCGCAGCCAGAGAUUCGGAGGUAUCACAACAACCACCAUCACCAGGAACACACCACAUCACCGCUCGCAUCGCCCAAGUCGAAAACGAGGAGUCCCAUUUUUGCUUUUCUUUCGAGAAGUCGGAAGGCUGAUCAGAAUUCGGCUUCGAGCCUGCCGCCUUCUCCUGCUUCUUUGCCUACAUCGCCCCAGGCGAGUCGGACGAAUAUGGCUCCUGCGAAUUAUAUCGCCGCUGGUGGGAAAGGCAUCGUCCCCCAGAUUGAUGCCCCUCGUGUCGUCGUCCGUUGCAUGAACUCCUCCAUCACCCUCCCCGUAAAAACGGACACCACACCCGUCGACAUCCUCCACUCCGCCGCCAACCUCAUCACCCACAAAAUCCGCCCAGACACCAGCAUCGUCGUCGAAUCCUACCUCCAAUACGGCCUAGAGCGACGACUCCGCCGCUACGAGCUCGUCCGCGAUGUGAUGAACUCGUGGGACCGCGACAACCUCAACGCCCUUGUCGUUCUCCCCGCUGGCAUCACAAACACCACCAAUUCCAAAAAUCCCGAUCCCGUUCCCGAUAACGAUGAGCAGCUCGAGAUCGACGCCGUGCCGAGGACUUACGACGCACCCUACGCCUUCACGCUGCAGUUAUACUGUUGUCCGCGCGUAGGGAAGUGGGUGAAGCGCAUUGUCACGCUCCUCGACAGCGGACAGAUGUACGCGGCGAAGAAGCCCGGCGCGAAGCCCUCGGACAAGGACUCGGUGUCUCUGUGCCACCUGUCCGAUUUCGACCUGUACACUCCCACGGAGCACCAGCUUCGGAAAGUGCUCAAGCCGCCCAAGAAAUACUGCUACGCCGUCAAGAGCCAGCAAAAGUCCAACGUCUUCCCCACGGGGGAGAAUUUUGUGCAUUUCUUCUGCACCGAUGACGAGAGGACGGCGCGGUUGUUCAAGGAGCAGGUCCACGGGUGGAGGAGUUGGUAUCUCGUCAAUCGCAAGAUUGAUACGGGGCGACCGCCCACGAGGGAUGCGAGCGGCGGAGGGGGUCUUGCGAGGAAGGCGUCGACGGGCAGGCCGAGACAGUCGAUGGAUAACUCGCCGUAUGCUAUUGGUUCGUUCAAGCCGCUCAUGGAUAUGGAUAUCUUCGAUAAAGCGUAUGACGAUCCUACGCAGCCCACGCAGCAGCAGCAGCAGCAGCAGCAGCAGCAAACCCCCAAUUCACCUUCCAGGGAACGAAAGCGUUUGUCCAAAGGAAGCGUACGCGGCCGGUCCGCGUCAAACUACUCAGGGCCCAACGCCAACGCCAACGCAAACGGACUCGUCAACCUCGAUCAGGAGCCCGACUUCGACUCCAAGGGUCUCCUAGGCGAAAAGUACGAAGAGCGGAAGCUCGAAAGCCUGCGCCGCACCGAAACUCAACGCCGUCGCAAAUCCUCCGAGGGCCCCUUCACCGAAGGACCCAGUCUCCUCAACAGCAUUCCCUCCGCCCAGGAACAACACUCCGAUCCCUUGCGCCGAUCCGACUCGCGGUACCGCCCUUCGACCGCGCGGUCUACGGCGGCGGCGGAAAUUCAUCGUCAACGUAGUCUGCGGCGGCCAGGCAGCCCCACAUCCAUCCGCACGACGAACCGCGCGCCCUCCGACCACCACUAUCAACAGCAGCAACCACCCAUGCCGAAACCGCUCCUUGAUUUCAGCGAAAAUGGGGAAGAACCAGCGACGUCUUGGAGGACCCAACGAGGAGGCCAAGGCGUCCGCGCCCCCGUCGGCGUGCCUCUCGUGGACCUAGCCACGGGCCGUCCGGCGAACAAGUACGACGUCCCAUCUUCGCCUCGUUCCUCCACGCGCGCGCGAGCCCCUUCAUCGAGCGCAUCUUCUUCCCAUAACGCCGCGGGACAACACCAUCAGCACCAACAACAACAACAACAGCAACAGUUCCAUCACUAUGCAAGAUCGCCGCAGGGAAACGAGACGUUACUGGGCGCCCUGGCGAGGAGCCAGUCCGUUGCUUCGACCUCGUCGAGGUAUCACGGCAGGUAUAAUCGGUACGAGGAGGAGCCGGCGGUGCCACCUUUGCCGGGGAUGGUGGGAGGUACGUUGGUCGGGAAGAUUGAGGCGAGGCAGGCGGGGACGAGUAGGGGGCGGAGUGGGACUGUGAGAUAA
Molecule: messenger RNA, 3273 nt
Organism: Scedosporium apiospermum
Lineage: Eukaryota; Fungi; Ascomycota; Sordariomycetes; Microascales; Microascaceae
Exons: 2
Coding region: 1-3273 (1090 amino acids)
Source: RefSeq, a predicted model, not a curated record